UACCUUCAACUCGAGGCGCAGCAUCGCCAGGCCUUCUGGGAAACCACUCUUUAUCUCCCGAUCACGGCCGCGCAGCGUCGGGACCCGAUCGUUGAGCAAUAUCAUCGCGAUCGCAGAGCCCAACGGAUCCGUCUCGGUGAUUGGUGGCGCCGACUCCUCGACGCGAUGUUGCCCAUGAUGCGAGAGAUGUGGGCAGACGUCGAUCUGCUGCUGGACCCGUUCUUCUUGCAGAUCCCGGUGCGACAGCGGGACGCUCACCAAGGUAAACCGACCGACCUCCGAACGGCCCUGAUCGAGGCCGACACCCAUGACCCCUGGCGGAACCAGUAUCGCGACCACCCCCAGGACCACCCAGCCCAACGGAUCCCGCGCCUCCGCAACAAGUUCAACCCCAACGUCGCGCCCCGCACCAGCCAUGGCAUGAUCGCCGUCUCUGUGAUCGACUUCCGUAAGUAG
This is a messenger RNA of Phytophthora sojae, 456 nucleotides long. RefSeq lists its product as hypothetical. The record is from RefSeq and is a predicted model, not a curated record. NCBI's taxonomy places the organism in Eukaryota, Oomycota, Peronosporomycetes, Peronosporales, Peronosporaceae. The annotation marks the transcript as partial. The transcript has 2 exons.